This is a messenger RNA of Nylanderia fulva, 522 nucleotides long. RefSeq lists its product as uncharacterized. Gene Ontology annotation, molecular function: nucleic acid binding. Lineage: Eukaryota; Metazoa; Arthropoda; Insecta; Hymenoptera; Formicidae. The record is from RefSeq and is a predicted model, not a curated record.
AUGGUCCGGCAACUCUACUGGAUCCCACGAGGCCGAGCAGUCGUGAAGCUGUGGUUGCGCCGUUGCGUUACUUGCGUGCGAUGGCGAGCGGCGACUCCGCAACAGCUGAUGGGGAGCCUACCAAAAGAGCGGGUGACUCCCGCUUGCCCCUUUUUGAACAUUGGCGUUGAUUACGCCGGCCCUGUUCAACUUCGAACUAGCCGAGGACGCGGUCAGCGGUCUUACAAGACUUUUAUCGCCGUGUUUGUUUGUCUGUCCACGAGAGCCGUCCACCUCGAGGCGGUGUCGGACUACACCGCCGACGCCUUCCUGGCGGCCUUACGACGAUUCGUGUCCCGUCGUGGUCUGUGUCGCACAAUCCGGAGCGACUGCAGGACGAAUUUCGUAGAUGCCGAUGCCCAACUGCGAGCCUUCUUCGCGGCCAGUAGUGCUGAGCUGCGCCGGGUCAUCGGACAUUUAGCCAGAGAUCGGAUCCAGUGGCUGUUCAACCCCUCGUCCGCACCGCAUUUUGGCGGUAUCUGA